AUGACCGUCGUCUCCUUCACAGUCCUGCUCUGUCUGGGUGAGAUGUGGAGAUGGGGAGGGAUGCUGUGCUCUGGGAUUGAUGCUGCCCCACAGCCCAGCACGGGGCUGACUCUGGGCCAUGGGACACCAGUGCUGGCAGCUGAUCUUUUCCUUGCUGGAAUUCACCCUAAACCUGAACUCACAGUACAGCCAGACUCUGUGGUCUCAGAGCAGACUACAGUGACCUUCUUGUGUGAAGGGACCAAAGGAGCCAAACAGUACAUUCUGUAUAAAGAUGGAGACACGUAUUUAAUGCUCACAGAGAUUCCACAGCAAUCUAAUGACAAGGCUGAAUUCUCAAUCUCAAAUAUAGGCCGGGAACAAGCUGGGCGAUACCAAUGUUGCUAUCGGGGCCCUGAUGGAUGGUCAGAGUACAGUGACUCCCUGGAGGUGGUGGUGACAGGGGCCUACAGUCAACCCAGCCUGUCAGCCCAUCCCAGCCCUGUGGUGACUGAAGGAGGGAAAGUCACUCUACAGUGUGUCUCAAGGCAAUGGUAUUACAAGUUCAUUCUGACUAAGGAAGGACCACAAAAGUCCUUCUGGACACUGGACCCAGAGUAUAACUACUCUACUUGGCACUACCAGGCCAGUCAGUCUGUGGGUCCUGUGACCUCCAACCAAAGGUGGACAUUCAGAUGCUACUGCUUUGAAAGUUACAGCCCACUGGUGUGGUCAGAACCUAGUGACCCCCUGGAGCUCCUGGUCUCAGGGAGAGUCAACAAACCCACCAUCAAGGCUGAGCCAGGCCCUGUAGUCGCCUUAGGAAGCCCCAUGAACAUCUCCUGUCAGGGGACCCUGGAUGCAGAAAUGUGUUUUCUGCAUAAAGAGGGAAGCCAACAAACCUGGGGUACACAGACCCCAAAGGAGCCUGGGAACAAGUCCACGUUCUCCAUUCCUUCUGUGUCAGAGGACAGUGGGGGGCAAUAUCGCUGUUACUGUUACACCUCAGCAGGCUGGUCAGAGCGCAGUGACACUCUGGAACUGGUGGUGACAGGAAUCUAUGACAGUAAACUCAGUCUGUCAGCCCUGCCCAGCCCUGUGGUGACCUCAGGAGGGAACAUGACUCUCCAGUGUGUCUCACGGGUGUUCUAUCACAAGUUCAUCCUCACCAAGGAAGAUCAGAAGUUUUCCAGCUCCCUGACCUCACAGUAUAUAAACAGUACUAUGCAGUACCAAGCCUUACUCUCUAUAGAUCAUGUAACAGCAGACCACACAGGGACAUUCCGAUGCUAUGGUUACUACAACCAAACCCCACAGCUGUGGUCAGUACCCAGUGAGUCCCUGGAAAUACACAUCUCAGGCCUGUCCAAGAAGCCCUCUCUGCUGACUCACCAAGGCCAUAUCCUGGACCCUGGAGAGAGCCUCACCCUGCAGUGUUCCUCUGACAUCAACUAUGACAGAUUUGCUCUGUACAAGGUGGGAGAAGACAUCUUCACCCAGCACUAUGGCCAGAGGACCCAGACUGGCCUCUCCUUGGCCAACUUCACACUGGGAAAUGUGAGCAGCUCUACUGCAGGACAGUACAGAUGCUAUGGUGCACACAAGCUCUCCACUGAAUGGUCAGCCUCCAGUGAUCCCCUGGACAUCAUGAUCACAGGACAGCUUUCUUUCACUCCUUCCCUCUCAGUGAAGCCAAACUCAACAGUGCAGUCUGGAGACAACGUGAUCCUGCUGUGUCAGUCAGCAUACACGACAGACACUUUCAUUCUGUCCAAGGAGGGAGCAGCCCACCAACCCCAGAGAAUGAAAUCAAAGUUCCAAGAUGGGGAGUUCCAGGCAGAAUUCUAUAUGAUGGCUGUGACCGCCCUCUCAGGCACCUACAGGUGCUGCAGGUCUCAAGACUCAUCUCCCUACCUGUUGUCACAUGCCAGUGCCCCUGUGGAGCUCUCUGUCUUGGCCUCAGAAAUCAAGGAUUACACAGUGGAGAAUCUCAUCAGGAUGGGGUUGGCUGUCCUGGUCCUCAUAGUCCUUGGGAUUCUGGUCUUAGAGAGUUGGCGCAGCCAGAAACAGAGCCAUCAUGUAGCUGAGACAUAA
Molecule: messenger RNA, 2073 nt
Organism: Cricetulus griseus (Chinese hamster)
Lineage: Eukaryota; Metazoa; Chordata; Mammalia; Rodentia; Cricetidae
Source: RefSeq, a predicted model, not a curated record